Molecule: messenger RNA, 3715 nt
Organism: Dipodomys ordii (Ord's kangaroo rat)
Lineage: Eukaryota; Metazoa; Chordata; Mammalia; Rodentia; Heteromyidae
Gene: Ift122
Product: intraflagellar transport 122
Exons: 29
Coding region: 74-3628 (1184 amino acids)
Biological process (GO): intraciliary retrograde transport; protein localization to cilium; non-motile cilium assembly
Cellular component (GO): intraciliary transport particle A; non-motile cilium
Molecular function (GO): protein binding
Source: RefSeq, a predicted model, not a curated record
GCCAAAGUGGCUGGCGCGGAGGAUUCUGUUGCCGAGUCCGGGAGGAGGAGCCCCGGGCGUGAGGGACGCUGCGAUGAGGACCGUGGUGACGUGGAAAGAUAAAAGCGAUCAAUGUAUCUAUGACCUCACAUUUAAGCCUGAUGGAACUCAACUGAUUGUGGCUGCAGGAAGCAGAUUACUGGUUUAUGACGCCUCUGAUGGCACCUUACUUCAGCCCCUCCGGGGACACAAAGACACUGUAUACUGUGUGGAAUAUGCAAAGGAUGGCAAACGCUUUGCUUCUGGGUCAGCUGACAAAAGUGUUAUUAUCUGGACAUCAAAACUGGAAGGCAUUCUGAAGUACACGCACAACGAGUCUAUCCAGUGUGUCUCCUACAACCCCGUCACUCACCAGCUGGCAUCUUGUUCCUCCAGUGACUUCGGACUGUGGUCUCCGGAACAGAAGUCUGUCUCCAAGCACAAAGCCAACAGCAAGAUCACCUGCUGCAGCUGGACAAAUGAUGGCCAGUACCUGGCUCUGGGGCUGUUCAACGGUGUCAUCAGCAUACGGAACAAAAACGGUGAGGAGAAAGUGAAGAUCGAGCGGCCGGGGGGCGUCUACUCCCCCGUGUGGUCCAUCUGCUGGAGCCCGUCCAGAGAGGAACACAAUGACAUCCUGGCUGUGGCUGACUGGGGACAGAAACUUUCCUUCUACCAGCUGAGUGGGAAACAGAUUGGGAAGGAUCGGCCACUGAACUUUGACCCCUGCUGCAUCAGCUAUUUCACGAAGGGAGAAUACAUUUUGAUGGGGGGGUCAGACAAACAAGUGUCCCUUUUCACCAAGGAUGGAGUACGGCUUGGGACGAUCGGGGAGCAGAGCUCCUGGGUGUGGACAUGUAAAGUGAAGCCUGACUCCAACUAUGUGGCCAUAGGCUGCCAGGAUGGCACCAUUGUCUUGUACCAGCUGGUCUUCAGCACAGUCCACGGGCUCUACAAGGACCGUUACGCCUACAGGGACAGUAUGACCGACGUCAUUGUGCAGCACCUGAUCACCGAGCAGAAAGUUCGGAUUAAAUGCAAAGAGCUUGUCAAGAAAAUUGCCAUCUACAAAAAUCGAUUAGCUAUCCAACUGCCAGAGAAAAUCCUCAUCUAUGAGUUGUACUCAGAUGACUCGUCAGACAUGCAUUACCGGGUGAAGGAGAAGAUGGUCAGGAAGUUUGAGUGCAACCUCCUGGUGGUCUGUGCCGACCACAUCAUCCUCUGCCAGGAGAGGCGGCUGCAGUCUCUGACCUUCAAUGGAGUGAAGGAGCGGGAGUGGCAGAUGGAGUCUCUAAUCCGGUACAUCAAGGUGAUCGGAGGCCCUCCCAGAAGGGAAGGGCUGCUAGUGGGCCUGAAGAAUGGACAGAUCCUGAAGAUCUUUGUGGACAAUCUCUUUGCUGUCGUCCUGCUGAAGCAGGCCACGGCCGUGCGCUGCUUGGACAUGAGUGCCACCCGGAAAAAGCUGGCCGUGGUGGACGAAAAUGACACGUGCCUGGUGUAUGACAUCCACAGCAAGGAGCUGCUUUUUCAGGAACCCAAUGCCAACAGCGUGGCCUGGAACACCCAGUGUGAGGACAUGCUGUGUUUCUCGGGAGGGGGCUACCUCAACAUCAAGGCCAGCAACUUCCCUGUGCACCAGCAGAAGCUGCAGGGCUUCGUGGUCGGCUACAAUGGCUCCAAGAUCUUCUGCCUGCACGUCUUCGCCAUGACUGCCGUGGAAGUGCCGCAGUCUGCUCCGAUGUACCAGUACCUGGAAAAGAAAAUGUUCAAAGAAGCCUACCAGAUUGCCUGCUUGGGUGUGACAGACACUGACUGGCGUGAGCUGGCCAUGGAGGCUCUAGAAGGACUAGAGUUUGAAACCGCAAAGAAGGCCUUCACCAGAGUCCAAGACCUGCGCUACUUAGAGCUGAUCAGCAGCAUCGAGGAGAGGAAGAAGCGGGGCGAGAGCAACAAUGACCUGUUUCUGGCAGAUGUGUUCGCCUACCAGGGGAAGUUCCACGAGGCCGCCAAACUGUACAGGAGGAGCGGGCACGAGAGCCUCGCACUGGACAUGUACACCAACCUCUGCAUGUUCGAUUAUGCCAAGGAUUUCCUUGGAUCUGGAGACCCCAAAGAAACAAAGAUGCUAAUCACCAAGCAGGCUGACUGGGCCAGGAAUAUCCACGAGCCCAAAGCGGCCGUGGAGAUGUACGUCUCCGCGGGGGAGCACGCCAAGGCCAUCGAGCUGAGCGGCGACCACGGCUGGGUUGACAUGUUGAUCGACAUUGCCCGGAAGCUGGACAAGGCUGAGCGGGAGCCCCUGCUGAUGUGUGCUCGCUACUUCAAGAAACUGGACCACCCUAGCUAUGCCGCUGAGACCUACCUGAAGAUCGGCGACCUGCGGUCCUUGGUGCAGCUGCACGUGGAGACCCACCGCUGGGAUGAGGCCUUUGCGUUGGGCGAGAAGCAUCCCGAGUUCAAGGAUGACAUCUACGUGCCCUACGCUCAGUGGUUAGCAGAGAACGAUCGCUUUGAGGAAGCCCAGAAAGCCUUCCAUAAGGCCGGGCGGCAGAAAGAAGCAGUCAAGGUGCUGGAGCAGCUCACACACAACGCCGUGGUGGAAAGCAGAUUCAAUGACGCCGCCUAUUAUUACUGGAUGCUGUCCAUGCAGUGCCUUGACAUAGCUCAAGCAGAUCCCGCCCAGAAGGACACGAUGCUCAACAAGUUCUACCACUUCCAGCACCUGGCCGAGCUGUACCACGGCUACCAUGCCAUUCAGCGUUACACGGAGGAGCCCUUCAGCUUCCACCUUCCAGAAACCCUCUUCAACGUCUCCAGGUUCCUGCUGCACAGCCUGACCAAGGAUGCCCCCUUGGGCAUCUCUAAAGUAAACACGCUCUUCACCCUGGCCAAGCAGAGCAAGGCCCUGGGGGCCUACAAGCUGGCCCGGCACGCCUACGACAAGCUGCAGGGCCUGCAGAUCCCCGCGCGCUUCCAGAAGCCCAUCGAGCUGGGCAGCCUGACCAUCCGCUCCAAGCCCUUCCACGACAGCGAGGAGCUGGUGCCCCUGUGUUACCGCUGCUCUACCAACAACCCCCUGCUGAACAACCUAGGCAACGUGUGCAUCAACUGCCGCCAGCCCUUCGUCUUCUCCGCCUCCUCCUACGAGGUGCUGCACCUGGUGGAGUUCUACCUGGAGGAGGGCAUCACCGACGAGGAAGCUGUCUCGCUCAUUGACCUGGAGGCCCCCAGGCCCAAGCAGGGCAGCAAGUGGCAGGAGAUCUCGAGCAACAAUUCCCAGGCGCUGAGGCUGGACGAGACCGUGGACCCCGUGGGAGACACGGACGACCCGUUCACCGCCAAGCUGAGCUUCGAGCAGGGCGGCUCGGAGUUCGCGCCGGUGGUGGUGAACCGGUCGGUGCUGCGCUCCAUGAGCCGCCGCGACGUCCUCAUCAAGCGCUGGCCGCCCCCGCUGCAGUGGCAGUACUUCCGCUCCCUGCUGCCCGACGCCUCCAUCACCAUGUGCCCCUCCUGCUUCCAGAUGUUCCACUCGGAGGACUACGAGCUGCUGGUGCUGCAGCAUGCCUGCUGCCCCUAUUGCCGCCGGCGCAUCGAGGAGCCGGGCCCGUGACCAGCGCCAACGCCACCCAAGCCAGCGCCUCGGGCGGGGCCUGGUCACCUCUACAGAACUCCUGUGUAUGGCGUGGCGUGGCGUGCC